AACCGGGCACCGGCUGCGGAAGCGAAAGCGAAAGCCGAGGGAACCCGGCCGCCCUGGCUCGGGGAUCCUCGCCCGCCGACAGAGGGGAAACGAAGCGGAGGCGGCGCGAGGGGACUUCAGAGCUCGGCCCGCGGCACGUAAAGGAAAGACCCCUGAGCUCCAGCCCAGAAGCCCCCUCCGAUCUCGCCAUGCGGCUCCCUGACCUGAGACCCUGGGCCUUCCUGCUGCUGGCCGACUCGGCGUUACUCUGGCUGCUGCAGGCGACCCUGGGGGCUCUGCUUCCCCGCGGGCUUCCAGGCCUGUGGCUAGAGGGCACCUUGCGACUGGGAGGGCUCUGGUGGCUGCUGAGGCUGGGAGGGCUGCUGGGGUUUGUGGGAGCACUGCUGCCCCCCCUCUGCCUGGUGACCCCUCUGUUUCUCUCCCUGAGGGCCCUGGUUCCAGGGACCUUGAGUGCUCCCCCAGCCAGGGCGGCUUCAGCCCCUUGGAGCUGGCUGCUGCUGGGGUACGGGGCGGCAGGGCUGAGCUGGGGCGUGUGGGCUGUGCUGAGCCCUCCAGGAACCCCGGAGAGGGAGCAGGGCCAGGAGAACAAAGCCUUGAUGUGGAGGUUGCUGAAGCUCUCCUGGCCAGACCUGCCUUUCCUGGGUGUGGCCUUCUUCUUCCUCGCUGUUGCCGUGUUGGGUGAGACAUUAAUCCCUUACUAUACUGGUCGUGUGAUUGACAUCCUGGGAGGUGAUUUUGAUCCUGAUGCCUUUGCCAGCGCCAUCUUUUUCAUGUGUCUCUUCUCCGUUGGGAGCUCACUGUCCGCAGGCUGCCGAGGAAGCACCUUCACCUUCGUCAUGUCCAGAAUCAACCUGCGGAUCCGGGAGCUGCUUUUCUCCUCCCUCCUGUGCCAGGACCUUGCUUUCUUCCAGGAGACUAAGACAGGGGAGCUGAAUUCCCGGCUGAGCUCGGAUACCAAACUGAUGAGUCAUUGGCUUCCUCUUAAUGCCAACGUGCUGUCUCGAAGCCUGGUGAACGUGCUGGGACUUUACAGCUUCAUGCUCAACCUGUCACCUCGACUCACCCUCCUUUCUCUGCUUGAGGUGCCUCUAAUGAUAGCGGCUGAAAAGAUGUACAGUGCUCGCCAUCAGGCAGUCCUUCGGGAGAUCCAGGAUGCUGUGGCGAAAGCAGGACAGGUGGUACGUGAGGCAGUUGGAGGGCUGCAGACUGUGCGCAGUUUUGGGGCGGAGGAGCAAGAGGUCCGUCGCUAUAAGGAGGCUCUUGACCGAUGCCGGCAGCUGUGGUGGCGACAAGAUCUGGAAAAGGCUGUCUAUGUGCUCUUCAGGAGGAUGCUGCACUUGGCAAUGCAGGUGCUGUUGCUGAGACGUGGGCUGCAGCAGAUCCUGGCUGGGGACCUCACCCGGGGCGGGCUGCUCUCCUUUCUGCUCUACCGGGAGGACGUGGGCAACCACGUGCAAACCCUGGUGAACAUGUUUGGGGACAUGCUGAGCAACGUGGGGGCUGCAGAGAAGGUGUUCUGCUACCUGGACAGAAAGCCAAAUCUGCCUCCAACUGGGACACUGGCCCCGCCCACUCUGCAGGCCCUGGUGAAAUUCCAAAACGUCUCCUUUGUGUAUCCCAGUCGCCCUGACCAGCCUGUGCUCAAGGGUCUGACAUUCACCCUGCGUCCUGGGCAGAUGACCGCACUGGUGGGGCCCAAUGGAUCUGGAAAGAGCACAGUAGCUGCCCUGCUGCAGAAUCUGUACCACCCCACCGAGGGGCAGGUGCUGCUGGACGGGAAGCCCAUCUCCCAGUAUGAGCACCGCUACCUACACCAACAGGUGGUUUUGGUCGGGCAGGAGCCUGUGCUGUUCUCGGGUUCGGUGAGGGACAACAUCACUUAUGGGCUGAAGGGCUGCAGCGAUGAGAAGGUGCUGGCUGCUGCACGGGCGGCCAGAGUGGAGGAGUUCAUAAAGGAAAUGAAGCACGGACUCGAUACAGAGGUGGGGGAGAAAGGGAACCAAUUGGCUGUGGGACAGAAGCAACGUCUGGCCAUCGCCCGGGCCCUUGUGCGGGACCCCCAGGUCCUCAUCCUGGAUGAAGCCACCAGUGCCCUGGACGUGGAGUGUGAGCAGGCUCUGCAGGACUGGAAAGCUCACGGGGGCCGAACGGUGCUGGUGAUCACCCACAGGCUGCACACGGUUCUGAGCGCCGACCAGAUCCUGGUGCUGAGGCAGGGGGAGCUGCAGGAGCACGUGCAGCUCAUGGAGGAGCAGGACCUCUACUCCCGCCUGGUGCAGCAGAGCAGGAGGACUGAGACCCCAGAGAUGCUGGAGCCUUCUCAGGGCCAUCUCAGAGACCCAGAGUAGCUCCUGCUUUGGCUUUCCCUGGGGGUGUUCCCCUGGGUGGUUGUUCUUGGAGCUGGAGGAACGAUGAUGGAGAUUUAGACCAUGUGUACUUUUGUCAGGGCCAUGGGAGGGCAGGGGGUUGCUCUCUGUAUCCAGGGACCUUAUUUCCUUGAUGAAUAGAGCUUUGCCUGGUGCUGAGUACUGUACUGUGGCAUCAUAAAUAUAUUUCAAAAUAUUUUUUCCUUGUAUAAAUAGCACACAUUCGUAUAGGAAAUGUAGACAAUAGAGACAGGUAGGAAGGAGAAAAGUGAAACUACACACUGUUUCACAUCCCAGAGAUAAUCACAGGGACUAUUUUGCUGGCUGUCUUAUCAGCCUUUGAAUUGUUCUUUGAGAUACAUAUUAACCAGUAUGACAUAAAUAUUCAUGAGUGUGCCUUUCUGUGUCCUUCCCCAUUCCCACCAGGACCGGAUAUUUUGUUGGGGAGCUAGGGUAUGGUGGGACAGAGCACCGUUCCCUAAUUAACAGUAUGAAUAAAAUAUUGAUGAGUUACUGUGUACAGAGUUUUAAUAUGAGUAGGAACUAUGCUAAGCCUUUUUCAUGUAUUAUCAU
Molecule: messenger RNA, 2939 nt
Organism: Eubalaena glacialis (North Atlantic right whale)
Lineage: Eukaryota; Metazoa; Chordata; Mammalia; Artiodactyla; Balaenidae
Gene: TAP2
Product: transporter 2, ATP binding cassette subfamily B member
Exons: 12
Coding region: 189-2348 (719 amino acids)
Biological process (GO): transmembrane transport; antigen processing and presentation of endogenous peptide antigen via MHC class I; peptide transport
Cellular component (GO): TAP complex; endoplasmic reticulum membrane
Molecular function (GO): ATP binding; ATP hydrolysis activity; MHC protein binding
Source: RefSeq, a predicted model, not a curated record